AUGAAGCCGUCACUUGGGAACUCUUCACUGCAAUCUACACAUUGGAUUUGGAAAGUUGAUCCGGCAGUACUUCAUAGAAUUGAUUUUCUUGCAUAUCGUCUAGGCCUUUACCACCCGCCUUCUUCUAAUAUACGUACUUCUAAUGUUUCAAUAAAGACAAAGUCUAAAGGGAAUCGCUUGGAUGCUUUAGCUAAACGAUCUCAUCCUCUUACUACUACUACUACUACUACUACUACUACUAUUACUACUACUACGGCUUCUAUUCACAAACAACAACAAGAGGUGCUGCGUGAAAAGGUUUGGUCAUUUUCAUCCCUUGAUGUGAUGAAACGAAUGAUGCAGAAAUGGAAAAAACGUCAAUAUACACUAGAUAAACGUGAAGAAGAAAUCAUUAAAAAAGAAGAAGAAGCCUAUAAUGCCCUCAUGUGCCAUCCCGAUUCUUUAUUUGCAGAUGAAACUGCCGUACUAUUUCGUUUUGGUAUGGGUGCCUUUGUUUCACCAGAUGCUCCUGGAUUCUCAGGUCUCUUUCGUCAACGCUGGAGUGAUUUCUACGUUACUGAAAUGAUGACGGAUGAAACUGGUAGAGGAGUAAUGCUUUCACGGGAACCAGACUGGACUAUACCGUCCUUACCAGACUCUCUGCUUAAGCAUAAUCCAACAGAAAAGGAUGAGGAUAGUUAUAAUAGUAAUAGUAAUAGUAGUAAUAGUUCUCCGGAUACUCCACUUCAAUCAUUUUUUACAGUAAAUGUACAGGAGCGUCUAGUUGAACUUAUGGAGGAAGAACAUAAUGAAAAAAAGGAAAUAGUAGAUAUUGUUAAAUCAGAGAAUAACACAACUAUGGAUAAGUCUAAUAAUAAUAAUAAUGAUAAUAAUAAUAGUGAACUCAUCUGUAGUAAGGAACAUUUCUAUCUUCAAUGUUAUCUUCACAAACAACACAUUGCCCAUAGUGUGGCUCUCUCUGUUAUUGCACAGACACUUCGCAUGCAUCCCACUGGAAUUUCCGUUGCUGGAAUAAAAGAUUAUAUUGGUGAUACGAUUCAAAGAGUACGACUUAAGAAUAUUUCCCCUGCCGCUGCUCUUCAAGCAAAUCGUAUUUUUCGUCAUAAAAAAUGGAAAAUGACAUUAUCUGAUUUCUCCUAUCAAACAGAACCAUUACUUCCAGGACGUUUAUUUGGAAAUCAUUUUAAAAUUAUAUUACGAGAUGUAAUAGCUCCACGGGAAGAUAUUGAAAAGUCUUUAGAGGCCUUUCGUAAACAUGGUUUCCCAAAUUAUUAUGGUUGUCAACGAUUCUCCUGGUUUGGUGGAAAAAAUGAUGCGGCUUUCGCUUUAUUACAUCAUAAUUGGUUAGUGUUUGCUUUUCGUUUUCUUGGAUAUACAAAUAAACCAUUCACACUGCGGGAAUUACUACAACGUGAGAAGAAAUAUCCAACACCAUUACAGGAUGAAUAUAGACGAAAUAUCGUUCGUCGUCUCAGACGUAUGGCUAUUGAACCUGGUGAAUUAGAUGUAAUGCCUUUUCUUUCUUGUCCAUCCUUAGGAAUCCCAUUAUGUUCAGAAGGGGGUGGACCAAUAAGUAAAAAACAGGAAUUAAUUAUUUUACAACUUCAAGGAGCAUUUAUGGAUUUAGAUAAAACAAGUCGUCGGUUAACAGCACAAAGAUUAAGUAGUUACUUAUGGAAUCAAGUAUUAACACUCCGUCUUCAUCAUUUUGGAUUACAAGUAUUAGAAGGAGAUUUUGUUUUACCAGAGGUAUUAAGGCAUGUGGCUACAUCAUCUGAUGAUCUUAAAGAUUGGUAUCGUGGAGGUAUUAAAAUUAUUACAAAUAAUAAUAAUAAUAAUAAUAAUAAUAAUAAUAAUAAUAAUAAUAAAGAAAACUAUUCUAUUACAGAUGUGGUACAUCCUGGAUUUUCUUUUAAUGGCAUUCAACGUCCAAUGAAUACAGUAGGAGAGUAUUAUCUUCAAAUUUGUGAUAAAUAUCACCUAGACUGGUAUGGACAACACACACAAACUGGAAUUCGUGAUUUCCUUGAACCACCUCGACCUAUUGUACGGAAACCUAUGAAUUUACGAUAUGAAUAUAAUCAAGUGGAUUCAAAAUUAACAUUAGAAUUCGCUCUUGAACGUGGAAGUUACGCUAAUGUUGCUAUUACAGAAUUAAUGAAACAACUUCGCUGUGCCGGUGCAGAUGAUAUUCUUCUUCUCCCAGCCCCAGAGGCAUUAUGGGAUCUUGGCAAUCGUGAUCCCGGCUAUGUAACCUCUAUGCAGGAUAUUUAUAGUGGCUUUAAAGAUGGUAUUGGGUUUAUAGCAGAUGAACAUGAAAUUCCUCUUGUAGGAGAAGAAAAACUAUCCGAUAGUUAUGCAUAUGAACAGCAUCCCUAUCAUAAUAAACCACUUUUCUUACCAGAAAGUGCAGAUCCUGUUCGAAAAGCCUAUCGCUGGGGUGAACGACAUCUCCUGCGAAAUAUGGCAAGACGUGAACGGGAUGAAGAGGCACUUAAACAACGACUCUUUGAAAAGCCAUUGGCAAAAACACUGAAAGAUGGUGAAGUUAAUCAAUACGCUGGACACACAGUACCCAUGUCUCCAAACUGUAGGGCGAAGAAAGUCUUUUUUAAAGUUCUGCGCCGACAACAGAAAUUCCCCGGAGCUCCGAAAUUUACUCCUCGUAUUAAACGUGGGGCAUUAGUUCGUAGUAGGGUUUCAGUACAGGCACCAUUCAAAACCAUCGAUAAGAAUACUUGGAACGUUACUUGGUGA
Molecule: messenger RNA, 2757 nt
Organism: Trypanosoma theileri
Lineage: Eukaryota; Euglenozoa; Kinetoplastea; Trypanosomatida; Trypanosomatidae
Product: tRNA pseudouridine synthase
Exons: 1
Coding region: 1-2757 (918 amino acids)
Biological process (GO): pseudouridine synthesis
Cellular component (GO): nucleus
Molecular function (GO): RNA binding; pseudouridine synthase activity
Source: RefSeq, a predicted model, not a curated record